AUGUUCGCAAACGUGGCCGGCUAUGAAGAGGAUUUGGACUGGGGAGAAAAGAAGUAUAUUGAUUUUCUGUUGCUCAGACUUCAGAUGAUGAAAGCCCUAACAGAAAGUUCGGUACGUUUCGUGUUGAUUGAGACUGACUCGACAUGGUUUCGAGAUCCGAUAGGACUGUUCCUCAAUGCGACUCUCAUUGAUGACGCCGACAUUGUGACUUCAAUCAAAGGAGUUACUCAUGCUGGUGAUUCUCUGGCAUUCAGUCCAAUGCUGGUGGAACCGACGAAGACUUCAGUUGUUUUAUUCAACGAAAUCAAUAAGCGACUGUCGGACAACACUUCAUCUUAUGACCAGGAUGUACUGAACGAGUUAUGCUCCAUACAGUAUCACGGCGUAGUGUGCCGAAAUUUCGAGUACACCGAGAUUGCCGAUGGAAAAUGGUUCUACCUCAAAGACGAAGACAAAAGCCUCAUGCAGCCGUACAUAGUUAACAACAAUUUCUAUGUGGGUCUGAAGAACAAAGAGGCUCGCCAGGCAAUAAAUGGUCUAUGGUUUCUCACGAGAAGCGGACACUGCUCAAUCGAGAAAGUUGAGCGAGCUCGCAAGCGACUUCUAGGGUAA
Messenger RNA from Ostertagia ostertagi, 612 nucleotides. Lineage: Eukaryota; Metazoa; Nematoda; Chromadorea; Rhabditida; Trichostrongylidae. The record is from the annotation of a GenBank genome assembly.